Molecule: messenger RNA, 907 nt
Organism: Eruca vesicaria subsp. sativa (arugula)
Lineage: Eukaryota; Viridiplantae; Streptophyta; Magnoliopsida; Brassicales; Brassicaceae
Source: the annotation of a GenBank genome assembly
GAAAUGGUGAAAACUAAAUCUGGAGAGAGGCUAAAGCAGAGACAGAGGAAAGGGUUCUGGUCACCUGAAGAAGACGAGAAGCUAAGCAGAUUCAUCCUCUCUCAUGGCCAUUCUUGCUGGACCACUGUUCCCAUCAAAGCUGGGUUACAAAGGAAUGGGAAGAGCUGCAGACUAAGAUGGAUUAAUUACCUAAGGCCAGGGUUAAAGAGGGAUAUGAUUAGUGCAGCAGAAGAAGAGAUUAUCUUGACGUUUCACUCUUCCUUGGGUAACAAGUGGUCGAAGAUUGCUAAAUACUUACCAGGAAGAACAGACAACGAGAUUAAAAACUAUUGGCAUUCUCAUUUGAAAAAGAGAUGGCUCAAGCCUCCAUCUAUCUCCUCUUCUUCUGAAUCAAAUGUUUCUUGCGGAGAAAGAAACCCACAAACCUUGGUCUCAAAACACGUCAUCUCUUUCCAGGGAGCGCCAGAGAAGAAAACUUCAUCUCCAUCACAAGAAAGUAAGGGCAACAACAACAACUAUCCAUGUUCUUCUGGUCAUGAGAUUCCAACGCUUUUCUUCUCCGAGUGGUUCUCUUCCUCAGAUUCCCAUUUUGAUUAUUCCUCUGAUGUGACAGACUCUAAGCACAAUCAAGCUCCAAGUAUUGAAGGGUCUGAAUCAUAUCACCAAGAAUCAGGUGAUGUUGAUCAGUUCCAUUACAACGAAAUGAUGAUUAACAACAGCAACUGGACUCUUGACGACGUUGUCUUUGGCUCAAAGUGUCAGAAGCAGGAGCAAAAAAUUGAUAGAGACGUUUCAGAUUGUAACUCUUCUGUUUUUUUCUUUUCUUCAUCUACAAUGACGUAACUAUGUUAAGUCAAAACUAAUGUAAAUCAAAUUUGUAAAGGAAAAAAAAGUUGAUGAUGAAAUG